AUGAGCGAAGGAGCAGAGGAGGAAGGAGCGAAGGUGCUGCAGAACAGAGGAGCAGGUAGCAAGGAGCGAAGGAGUGAAGGAGAAGAGGAGGCGAAGGAGCGAGGAGCAGAGGAGAAGGAGCGAAGAUUCCUGAUUUUGCCAUUGCCAGACUUUGCUGACCUGAGGAGGUGGAGCAGCAGAGGAGAUGAGGAGCAGAGGAGCGCCCUCUUCCCAUUCCGCCCUGAGCUGAGGAGCAGGAUGGUGGAUAAACCUUCCCUACCAAGGACGGCCGGUCGAGGCAGAGCAGCAGAGGAGAAGGAGCAGCAGAGGAGAAGAAGCAGCAGAGGAGACAAAGGAGCGACGGACCAGAGGAGCAAAGUAGUGAAGGAGCGGAGGAACGAAGGAGCGGAGGAGCAAAGGAGUGGAGGAGGGAAGGAGCAAGGAUCGAAGAAGCAGAGGAGCGAUAGAGCACAGUGGUGGAUGCAUCUUCACUGCACCGCCAACGAUGGUCGGUUGAGGCAGAGCAGCAGAGGAGAAGGAGCAGCAGAGGAGAAGGAGCAGAGGAGAAGCAGACGGAGUAUAGGCGUAAUGCAGAUGGAGCAGAGGCGCAAAGCAGAUGGAGCAGAGUCACAAAGCAGGUGGAGCAGAGGCGCAAAGCAGGUGGAGCAGAGGCGCAAAGCAGGUGGAUCAGAGGCGCAAAGCAGAUGGAGCAGAGGCGCAAAGCAGAUGGAGCAGAGGCGCAAAGCAGAUGGAGCAGAGGCGCAAAGCAGAUGGAGCAGAGGUGCAAAGCAGAUGGAGCAGAGGCGCAAAGCAGAUGGAGCAGAGGCGCAAAGCAGAUGGAGCAGAGGCACAAAGGAGAUGGAUCGGAGGCGGAAAUGA
Molecule: messenger RNA, 858 nt
Organism: Closterium sp. Naga37s-1
Lineage: Eukaryota; Viridiplantae; Streptophyta; Zygnematophyceae; Desmidiales; Closteriaceae
Source: the annotation of a GenBank genome assembly